UCACAACUUAUGGCAUUAAUUCUACUAUAUUCCUCUUUUGUUGAUUUAAUUUAAUCCUUUCACCUAGGUUCUAGAGAGUACUCACUCUUCCACCACACAACUCUUAGCCCCAAACCCUCUCAAAAAAAAAAAACUCCUAACCCCAAACAAAGUUUUAUUAUAUUGGACUGAUUAAUUCUACUAUGUAGCUUGUUCGAAGUUUUAUUGUGAUGCAAUUUUGGGGAAGAUGAGGAUACUCUUCAAAAGCUCUACACGAAUGGAAUGGCUCCUGAAUUUAAGGGUAUAACUCAAAACGGAAAAUAAACUUGGGAAAACAAGAUGUUGUACAUCAUGGUUCUAAGAGUGGUCAAGGUAAUUUGUUGAUUACAAGAGCAACGACCAAAAGACCUUUUGACAAAUCGCAUGUGGCAUCUGAUGACACAACAUCUCACACUCGACAUCCUCAAAGUCCAAGGCAUGACAUUGUGUCAAAUCAAAAUUCUGAAUCUGUAUCAAUGGAGAGCCUGCAUGGUCAAACACCACAAUCAAAUGGGGUUGGAGGGCUAAAACAAAAGUAGGAGUGGUAAACAGAAAACACAAAAAAAAAAAGAGAGAGAAAAACAGAGUAUGGAAAAGAGAAAAAUGAUAAGAGAUGAGAGAUUAAGCUAAACAAUAGUUUGUCUCAUUUGGCUGCUGGGAAAUAUUCCCUUUCUUAAACAACCAUGUUACAGAUUCAUCUUCACGCCUUAUUAAAAGAGUACGUGGUCAAACAAUGGGAAAGAGAAUCAUGAAGGCAUGUGAUGCUUCUAAGACUAAAGUGAAGAUAAACGUUGAUCUGUCAAUUGGAAGACCUUAGAACGCAGAAGAGUCAGCCAAGCUUUCAAGUCAAAUCGGUAUAAUUACUCGCGAUGUGCUUCUUGUUCCUAGAAGGUGGAAAGAAGUAGAUGAAGAAAAUGGAUUGGCUCCUGGAUUUGAUCACAUGCAGUUGCAUAUGGAUGUCAAUAUUGAUGACGCGGGUGUCAAAGAAAGCUUGGUUGAAAGACUGAAAUGUAGUACGCGACAAAAGCGUUACAAGCUACAUCUUCAUUACAAGAAAUUUCAAACUCUGGAAUUGGCUAAAAGUAAUAAGCCAUCUUCUUAUCCAGACCAAAACAAUUGGGAGUUGUUGUGUGAUUACUUUGCAACAGAUAAAUUCAAGAAAUCAAGUAUUGCGAACACGGAAAAUAGGAAACUGGUGCGAGCGCCACAUAUUUCAAGCAGAAAAUCCUUCACUGUACGACGACUUGAAAUUGUGAGUUAAAUUUAUUAUCUUUACCCCGUUUGACUAUAUACGUUCACAAUUUGCUACUAGUGUUUUCCGGAUCAAUGUAUUCUCUUAUAUAAUUUAACAUACUCUUCUUUAAUUAAAUUUUUUAUCUAUGAUAAUCUAAAUGUUUUUAUCUAGUCUCAGAAGCAGCUAAAUGGUGAUUCUUGUGAUCGAAUUGAGUUGUAUAAACAAACUCAUUUUACUGAGAAAAAGGGUUGGUCAUCUAAGGUGGCAGAAGAAAAUUGGAGUUGAUGAAAAAGAAACAAGAACAAUAUAAAGAGGAAGGUUGUGAUAAGAGCACUGAUGAUAUAGUUCUUGAGGUACUUGGUCAUGGAUCUGGAUACAUUAAAGGCCUUGGGUAUGGUCCUAAACCUCGAAGCAGACGCAACGGUGCAAAUCACUUCCAAACUCAGCACCUUCCAAAAUGAGUUUCAACAAACAACAAAAAUUACAAGUUUCUGAAACACAAUUUGAUGGCCUCAAAAGUCAAAAUUCAAGUGGAAGAUACUGAAAAAGAGGUGUUUGACUUGAGAAACCAGUUGGCUCAACAAGCUUCCAAAAUGAAGCAACAAGAUUCAAAAAUGGAGAAGAUCAUGGCAUUUAUGGCUACCCAAGGAAUGAAUUUAUAAAUUUUGCUUUUAAUUUAUUGUUCCUAUAUAGUUGGAAGUAUGUUACGGUUUCCGCAUAGGAUUAGAAUGCUCUAAAACUAUUUAGCUAGUCAGUUUUUUUAUUGGUCCCAUCCCCCAGAAUUUACACUACAGAAUCUUGUAAUGUUUUUGUUGUUUUAGCAUUAAGUAGCGGUUAUUAUUUACUAUUUAAUUAACAUUUAUUAAUUCAAACGGUUUAGGGUUUUGGGACAAAUGAUUCGUUACCCUGCCACAAUUACGAAUUGCUU
Messenger RNA from Cuscuta epithymum, 2180 nucleotides. NCBI's taxonomy places the organism in Eukaryota, Viridiplantae, Streptophyta, Magnoliopsida, Solanales, Convolvulaceae. The record is from the annotation of a GenBank genome assembly.